AUGGCAGCUUCGUUGUUAAAAGAAUUGACGUCACGGCCAAAAAUAUUGUUCCUUGGCUUGAUUGUCUCCUUUAUUUAUCUGUUUCCAUAUUCAAAACUGUCUCCUGUAACUUUCAAUUUCCGACAGCUGGUUGGUAAUGACUCCGAGCCUCGGUUUCCGCAGAUCAGACUAUAUACCACCACAGGACCACCUAAUAAAACAGCGAUCACAGACACCACAGGACCACCGCAUAAAACAGCGAUCACGGACACCCCAAUAACACUAUUCUUGAGAAUGUCAGGCAGUCGGCAGGAUCACUUGUUUCGUUUUUAUUGUCACCUUUACAGGACUUUUGUUCUGUAUUGGCCUCCUUCCCUUGGAAAAUUUGUUAUAGUUCUUGAUAAAGAAGGAAAGGACGAUUACAAAUUUUCUGCAAAAGUAACAAAUGAAACGAAGUCUUAUUUUCCAGAUUAUAAGAUCGAAGUACUGUAUGAGCCCCUCCCCCAAAGAGACGACAUAUUGGACGUUAACGACGGUCAUCCUAGGGGUUACACCAGGCAGCUUUGGAGCAGUUUCUUUAUUGAUCAGUAUACAAAUGACUCCAUAAUUGCUUGGAUGGACAGUGAUACUGCCUUUCUCACUCCAGUAACUAAAUCUACGAUUUUUGCCGGCACGAAGCUACGGGCUAUAGCCACUCAGCCUGAACUCACAAGCUUUAGGCAUUGGGUGAAGCAUUGGAUGGUAACUAAUGAAAUUGCUCUAGGAUUGCCGUUUGUUGCUGAUUUCAUGACUUAUUUCCCGGUAUACAUAUACCGGGACACCUUUACGCACUGCAGAGAAUACAUACUAAAAAGAUUUAACUCAACUGAUCUUGAAGAAGUCUUUCCAAAGUUCUUCGAGACGAACGGGACAGAGAGAUUGGAGCUAUCCCCUGUCAACAUUGUUCUCAAUUAUGCUUGGUAUUUUGAAAGAGAUCGCUACGACUGGAGUUUCGAGAUCACCAGGAAUCUAACAGAAUAUAAUGAAGAGUUCCUAAAAGGCUAUGCUAUUGGACCUGAAUAUGUAAGAACGAUACUGGCGGAACCUCAAACAGCCUUCCAUUCAAUGAAAACAAAGGGAAUGUGGAUAUGGUCAAAGAUUCUUAUCAGUUACUGCUUGUCACACCGAGCAGCGGGAAAUACUACGGUAGAUAUAUGCACCAAUCAUAUGCCUAACGCGGCGUUCAAGGAUAAUUUUCCUCUUUUUAACUAUGAUCUUCAGUUUAUUACAGAUCUUCUUAGAUCCCCUUGCAAUGCCGGCAACAAUACCUUUACCUGCCUGCGAAUCCUAGAGCGUCAUUACAACCAAGUUGGUCUUGAGAUUAAACAAGGGCGUAAGUUGGAAUGGCGCAAUAUAGAAACGGUUGAACAGAUUGCUAAGAACUCUGGUAUAACAUGUAAUCCAAUUUACAAUUAG
Molecule: messenger RNA, 1434 nt
Organism: Porites evermanni
Lineage: Eukaryota; Metazoa; Cnidaria; Anthozoa; Scleractinia; Poritidae
Source: the annotation of a GenBank genome assembly